Mercenaria mercenaria is the source of this 2165-nucleotide messenger RNA. RefSeq lists its product as uncharacterized. Lineage: Eukaryota; Metazoa; Mollusca; Bivalvia; Venerida; Veneridae. The transcript has 10 exons. Bases 522 to 1679 code for a protein of 385 amino acids. The record is from RefSeq and is a predicted model, not a curated record.
AGCCCGCAGAUGUCAAACCCGCUGCAUUGUUUAAACAGUCAGCCCUUCAAUAUUAUCAGAGAUAUCUAUCAGGUUUUGUGUGUUCAAAUUAUCAAAUUUCCAACACUUAAUGAAUAAUAAAUAUCUAAUACAUUUGCAGCAUUUUGCGCUAUCAAAUUCAACACUGUACUCAUAAUGGACUAUACUUGAUAGGGAAUAUUUAUGUUUUCAAAACGUGUGAAAAAGAAAGAGUAAAAUCCUUUUUAACACAAGGAGAAAAUAUUAAUUUCUUGUUAGUUCUCUGUAAGAAAAGACGUAAUUUGGAUUUAUCGUAGAAUUAUAUUGUACCAAAACGUUAUAUGGCUUCAUCAUAGGAUUAUAGUGUAUCAAAACGUAUUUUGGACUUAUAGAUUUUUAGCGUACCAUGUAACAAAAAUGACAUAGUAACAAAAAUACUAAGUAAUAAUUUUGACAGAAAAAAAAAUGAAAAGAUUUUGUUUCAAAUUGUUUAGAAAGUUAAGCAACACGUUGUAAGUUGUUAAAUGCCACAUACAAAAGUAAUACGUCAUUUUUCAAAGCCUCGAGCCGCAAUUAAGGGGCCCGUGGGGCGAUAUAUUAUUCGUUUAGCGGGAACAGAUGGGCUUGAAAUCGGGUCAGAGGCUGGCACACCCAGAGAGUCGACCGUCCGCUUAAAGGGCUCAAUAGCAUCUCUAAAACCACUGACCAGUCAUAUUCUGAGGUUAAAACGUAGCAAAAAGAACAAGAUGAAACAAGUGAACAUAGAGUUCAAGGGAAUGGACACCGACAGGUCGUCGGCAGAAGAUAAAGUUCAUUUGCCGCCGUUGACGUCGACACUUACAUUUUCAGAUUAUCUGUGCAAGUGGUGUUUGACAUACGUCGGCCAGCGUCGGCAGUUCUGCUCCGCCGACUGCGCGGCUCAGUUCAAGCUUUGUCAAAGGAGAAGAGAACAGAAACAGAAUCUCAACAUAUCAGUAGAUUACUAUGGUAACGUGAAGCUCAGCAUCCAGGGGCUGCCCAUUGCAGCGGGCGAACACGGAGACGAUAUUCCGGUUGGAAAUUCAUAUCCGGUUCAGAAUGCUGGCGCCGGCGGCAGACGUGGACGCCGACGGAAAAGAUGUCGGAAUUGUGCAAAACUUCUCAAAGACGAGGAAGACUUGGAAUUCUGCGACGAGGCUUGUCAGGAAAUGUACAUUGAACGCAGUAAAAAGGAUGAUUUCGUUAAUAUAUUUCAACAAAAAGAAGCAGCGGAACGCCGUCGGAUACGAAAGUGGUUAACGGACGCCCAAGACCAGUAUACAAAACAAGUUGGCGACGGAUACCCAGAGGGUGCAGAUAUUACAAGCGGACCGGCUGCUCUAAAUCCGCUUCCGGUUACGAGAACUCCCAUACCUCCAAUACCACCCAUUCAAAUACCUAACACGGAAUCAUUAAAGCGUCCAAAAGAGUCGGCGAGAAGUUUAGGGAAUAGUGGGUUUUCGUUUCGACGUAUUCAGCACGUUCCCGAGACAACAUUUCGUCUGCAAAGAGAUGAGGUAAUAACAGGUGGUCCAGUGACAUUAAACCCUAUACCAUUAAGGAAAGGUCCACCACGCCCAACCCGAGGGAGAAACAUUGAUAUGGAUCCAGAUAAAAGGCAGUUGAUGAUCGACUUAAAGUGGAUACCUAAGUUCAAUAUAUAGUUCACAACAUAUACUUACAUGUCCAUCAACGUACAUUACUGUGUCACAUUCAUUUGGGAAGACAUUGUAUACUCGUUAUUACAAACAGUGAACCUAACAUUUCAAAUGAAUGCAAAUGCGCAUUGGUGUCAUUAGCACAGUAUUUGGUUUAAUAUGCUUCAACAUGUAUUAUGAGUUUAUUAUUUGAGAUAACGUAUGACAGUCUUGAUGCAUCUGUGUUAUAUCUGUUUUAAAACACGUUUUCGUUACAUUGCGCAGCUGUUCAUGUACUAGACGACAAAUAUCUAGAAAUAGGACGUAGAAUUCCGUACAUGGCACCGUUCAUUUUUUUUUCAUUUACAUUCAUUCUUAUAUUGUAGCUACCAUUCAUUCUAAUUUGUAAAUAUUUUAAGACAUUAUGAAUAUUUUCGCAAACAUUUCUAUCACAUUUUUGUUUUUGUUUAAUAUUUCGCUAAGACGGUGCAAAUAAAUAUUGUUUAUUAUGUU